ACUCGGCCAGCAGCGCCCAGGGGCCGCUCGCUGCUGUCUUGGAGGCUCGCGAGGGAGGCACUGGAUCCGCCAGAUGGAGGCAAGGUCCGUAACUCGGGGCCGAGCGAGCCGAGCCGGCGCUUCCUAUCUCUGUAAGGUACAGAAACGAGAAAGCGGUCGCCCAGCCUCUCGGGGGCAACAGUCAGACUUUAGGCGAAGGGGCAGGCUCAGCCAUGCGGCCCCUUUAAGAGGGGGCGGGGCGCAGCCUGCCGUUUGGCCGCCCUCCGCACCCUCCCCCCGCCCCAGGCGAGAGUUGACAGACCAAUCGCCCGGGUGGCGCAGGGAAGGCGGGAGAAUGCGAACUCUUCGGUAGGGCGAUAGGGGCGGGGCCCCAGCCUUAUUAGGAGUGAGUGCUGCGCAGGCGCAGUUGCGGCCGCUGGCCAAGGGGCGGGGGCAAAUCCACUGAGACUCCGACAGGCACCGGGCUGAUAGAGAGGCGAGAGGGAAGCGAGGGGCUUGUCACGGGGAUCCGGGCGACCGGGCAGCCCUGGUAGUGUCCGGGGAGUCCCAGGAGGGACAGCCAGUGUCACCGCCCGGGAGCCCGCCGCCGUCGGUCUCGGGGAACCCCGCUGCUCUCUCCCAGCGAGGGAGGGGGCCGGAGGGAGCCCCGGUCUCGCCCCGCCCCUGGGCUUGUUACCGCGGGGGCGGGGAGUAAGGGUUUCUUCUGGGGGGAGUGGAGAUCGGGGGACUCGGCGGUGCCCUCUCGAGCGGCUGCCGUGUCCCCGCGGCGCCGGGCUGCCGAGCGGAGGAGCGGCGGUCGUGGCUGUUGCAUGUGUGGCUGCUGGAUGCGGAGGCGGCGGCGGCGGCGGCGGCGAGCAGCAGCAGCGGCGGCAGGAUGUUAGGGCAGCAGCAGCAGCUGUACUCGUCGGCCGCGCUCCUGACCGGAGAGCGGAGCCGGCUGCUCACCUGCUACGUGCAGGACUACCUGGAGUGUGUGGAGUCGCUGCCCCACGACAUGCAGAGGAACGUGUCGGUGCUGCGGGAGCUGGACAACAAAUACCAAGAAACUUUAAAGGAAAUUGAUGAUGUCUAUGAAAAAUAUAAGAAAGAAGAUGAUUCAAACCAGAAAAAACGCCUACAGCAGCAUCUCCAGAGAGCGUUAAUCAAUAGCCAAGAAUUGGGAGAUGAGAAAAUUCAGAUUGUCACACAGAUGCUCGAGUUGGUGGAAAACCGAGCAAGACAAAUGGAGCUGCAUUCACAGUGUUUCCAAGAUCCUGCUGAAAGUGAGCGGGCCUCAGACAAAUCGAAGAUGGAUUCUAGUCAACCCGAAAGAUCUUCUAGAAGACCUCGAAGACAGCGGACCAGUGAGAGCCGUGACUUAUGUCACAUGACUAACGGGAUUGACGACUGCGAUGAUCAGCCGCCGAAAGAAAAGAAAUCCAAGUCCGCUAAGAAGAAGAAGCGCUCCAAGGCCAAGCAGGAGAGGGAGGCGUCACCUGUCGAGUUCGCCAUAGAUCCCAACGAGCCCACCUACUGCUUAUGUAACCAAGUGUCUUACGGGGAGAUGAUAGGCUGUGACAAUGAACAGUGUCCCAUUGAAUGGUUUCACUUUUCAUGCGUUUCACUCACCUAUAAACCAAAGGGGAAAUGGUAUUGCCCAAAGUGCAGGGGAGACAAUGAGAAAACCAUGGACAAAAGUACCGAAAAGACAAAAAAGGAGAGAAGAGCGAGGUAGUGAAGGCCAUCCAUGUUUUAAAGGGUUCUUUGUCUUUUAUAGAAUUGGUUUACUUUCAGAAAAUGUUUUAGGGUAAAUGCAUAAGACUAUGCAAUAAUUUUUAAUCAUUAGUAUUGGUGGUGUAUUAAAAGAUGUUGUACUUUG
This is a messenger RNA of Arvicanthis niloticus (Nile rat), 1858 nucleotides long. It is a transcript of the gene Ing2, whose product is annotated as inhibitor of growth family member 2. Gene Ontology annotation, biological process: positive regulation of DNA-templated transcription. NCBI's taxonomy places the organism in Eukaryota, Metazoa, Chordata, Mammalia, Rodentia, Muridae. The record is from RefSeq and is a predicted model, not a curated record. Gene Ontology annotation, cellular component: nucleus.